CCCUGCUGUCACUCUGUGUCUGCUAUUAGCAAACACCAUGGCGGAGCAUGAACCCACACCGGAGGAGCUGGCAGCCAUCGCUGCGGCCAACGAAGAGUGCGAUUCUUCCGUCAACUACAAACCUCCGGCCCAGAAGAGCUUACAGGAGAUCCAGGAGCUGGACAAAGACGACGAGAGCCUCCGCAAGUACAAGGAGGCGCUGCUGGGUAGCACUAAAGCAGUCGCAGAUCCAACCGCCCCGAACGUUCAGGUGACGAAAAUGACCCUGUUGUGCGAGGCGGCGCCGAGCCCCCUAGUCCUCGACCUGACGGGAGACCUGGACGGCUUCAAGAAGAAACCAUUUGUGCUGAAGGAGGGAGUCGAGUACAAAAUCCAAAUCACCUUCAAGGUUAACAAGGACAUCGUGUCCGGCCUGAAGUACAACCAGCAGACGUUCAGGAAAGGUGUGAAGGUGGACAAGUCGGAUUACAUGGUGGGCAGCUACGGCCCCAGACCAGACGAGGCGUACGAGUUCCUCACCACCAUGGAGGAGGCGCCCAAAGGCAUGCUGGCCCGCGGCACCUACAACAUCAAGUCCAAGUUCACUGAUGACGACAAACACGACCAUCUCUCCUGGGAGUGGUGCCUCACUAUCAAGAAAGACUGGAAAGACUAAGCCCCACCCACCAUCGGCACUCCUCCAUCAGCGUCUUCCUCUUCUUGGUCCCUCCUUCUCUCUCUCUCUCUCUCCCUCUCGCCCUCUCUCUCUCUCUCUCUCCUGCUGUCAUCCCAUUGUUUCUUUUCUGUCCGGAGCCACUUCUGGAUUAUGUUUUGAUUCAAGCUUUUUGCUCUCUCCGUCCAGCCCCCCCCUCCCCUCCCCUCCCCUCCCCUCCUCUUCUCCUCCUCUAGUUUCAUUUGAAUUUCAAUCACUUCAUCAUUCCCGGCCAUCGUUAACGCUUCUUGUGUUUGCAGCCGCCCUUCUGUUAAGUAUUACAUCUUUAAAACGGAGAAAGCAAACAUCAUGCACAAUCCGCAUUUUUGUUUCAAUUAUUUUUUUGUUUGUUCAUAAAAGAAAAACAAGGAAAAAAAAAAAAUCUGUUAAUUGCUCUCGAGAAAAGUAAUGACAUUUUGAGAGUUCUUUGCUGCUUUUUCCUUCUCCCUCUUUUUCUUUUCAUCCUUCUCUACAUUUCAGAUGCUUUUGUAUGAUUACCGUGAUUUGCCUUUUUUGGAAGCAUUGUACUGGGAGCAGUGGAGCUGUUUGUACUGUAUGUGGCCACUGUGCGCUCGUUGAGCAAUCGAUGCUGGAGACGACUCUUGGACGCAGCCCUCCUUAAGCCUUUGAGCAGAUUAUUUGCACCAGAGUCUUUGGUAAAUUAUUUGGAAUUAAGGCCACCUCUUUAAAGGGCCCCUAUGGAGUCUGCAGAGAGGACUGAGGGGGGCGGGACAAAAUUACCUCUGACCUCUUGUAACCCCCCCCCCCUCGAUUUGUGUUGCUCCUCUUUGGAUCAGGGUGUUUUUAUCGCAGCCACGUGGCCUUAUAGAAAUAAUCAAACAGAAAUAAAUAACCAAGUUGAGCAAGUUGCCUUCUGAUUACAUUUUCCAGACCAUCACGUGAGCCUGUUUUUAUAACCAUACUUUGUAAUACAUGGACAGGGCGUCAGGACUAAGGAGUUUAACACCUUUAUUUCAGGUCUUAUUUGUAAAGGAUUCAUAACUACAAGUACGUGUAGUCUCCUUUAUAUUAGCAUCUUUCUUUAGAGCUACAUCUGUAAAUAAAAGUCCAGGUCGUAUUAAUGUCCCUCCAGCACCUGAGGACAUAUUCCCAUCCUCCUCAGGGACUCUCCUCGUGUAAAAUAACCAACGCUCACCGUGCCUCGGGUCUCUUAACAACCACAUAGUGCUCAACAUCAGCGAGGUGAAAUGUCGUCUGUCAUUGACUUCCUGAACCAGUAUCGAGACAUCAGGCCCGCAGCAGACAUCCUGCCAUUUAAAAAAAAAAAAAAGUAUUGUUUUUUUUUUUAUCAUACACUGUAUGUGAAUGGAGUCCAGCAGCUUCAUUUGGGAUGUUUCUCUGUAUGCUACCUGUGCUACCUGCAGUGUACUGAUCUCCUGUGUUCACAUUAAAGUGUCUAGACUCGGA
Molecule: messenger RNA, 2119 nt
Organism: Labrus bergylta (ballan wrasse)
Lineage: Eukaryota; Metazoa; Chordata; Actinopteri; Labriformes; Labridae
Source: RefSeq, a predicted model, not a curated record